GGGCGCUCUACUCGUACUAGCAACCUUGAUCCUCCUUACUCUCCGCACUCACUAGUUCCAUCCACCCUUGACAUACGGGCUAGCUUGCUUCAUAAAAUCCUUCUGUUGUCUAUAAAAAAUACCUUACUACUAUUCUGUCUUCGAUUUCUCUGCCGACUUGAGAUCAAGGCUUAUUCAUUACACGCACCUCAAAACUAGCCUUUAAAAUGAAGCUUGACGCUACUGAUCUCCGGUACAUCACCUCUGAAGAGUUCAGAGUACUCACUGCUGUUGAGAUGGGGUCCAAAAACCAUGAAGUUGUACCCACUGUUCUUAUAGUUCAAAUAUCCGGUCUACGGAACGGAGGUGUCAAUAAGAUAUUGGGCUCCCUUGCUAAGAGGAAUCUAGUUGCACGAGUUCAGAACUCGAGAUGUUAACAUAUGGUGGUCUGGACUAUCUGGCUAUGCGUGCGCUUUCAAAAAGAGACUCGAUGUACUCUGUUGGAAAUCAGAUUGGUGUCGGGAAAGAAUCCGAUAUCUAUAUUGUUGCGGAUGCUGAAGGGAAUGAAAUGGUCUUGAAGCUGCAUAGACUGGGGCGUGUUUCCUUCCGGGCUAUCAAAGAGAAGCGUGACUACAUGGGCAAGCGAAAGUCUGCUUCUUGGAUGUACAUGUCUCGACUAUCUGCUCAGAAGGAGUGGGCUUUCAUGAAGGUACUUCAUGAACAUGGAUUUCCCAUUCCAAAACCGAUUGACCAAGCGAGACAUUGCAUCCUGAUGGAAUUCAUUGAUGCAUAUCCCCUGUACGUUAUCCUGGUGCAUCCUCAGUCGACGACAUACCCAUUGAACACUUGCAGUCGUCAAGUCUCAUCGCUCCCAUCUCCAGGUGUACUGUAUUCUAAUCUGAUGGACGUCAUUGUGCGUUUCGCCCGUGCAGGUCUCAUUCACGGUGACUUCAACGAGUUCAACAUCCUGAUUCGCCGCGAUACUGGCGAAGCAAUAGUAAUCGACUUCCCGCAAAUGGUCAGCACCUCACAUGUAAACGCCGAAUGGUACUUCAACAGAGACGUGGAGUGUAUUCGGACAUUCUUCCGACGCCGUUUUCAAUACGAGAGCAAUCUUUAUCCUCGGUUCCGAAGUACGAUGAAGGAAGAGUCGGAAGAUGGUGAAGGCUUUAGAUUGGAUGUAGUCGUUGCGGCGAGUGGCUUCAAAAAGAGUGACCAACAAGUUCUUGAAGAGUAUAUGAAUGCAGUCAGGGAACAAAACGAAGAACGGGCUGGUUCAGAAAAUGACGAAUCCGAGGAAGAAGAAAGCGAGGAGGAAGAAGAAGCUGGGGAUCAAAGCGAAGAGGAACCUGCCGCAAUAAAUGAGCGAGAGACAAAAGACAUCGCGAAUUCAGUUGCUGGCCCGUCGUCAUCGACGUCACGCCCAGAAGCCAGUGGCUCAAAACAAGUGUCUGACGAAGGACCCCAACUAUCCCCCACGUCUCGUUCUCGUCCACUCUCCCGUUCACCGCCUGCAUCGCGACAUACUUCUCGUUCACCAUCCUCCCUGGCCGAACGCACAGCAGCACUUUCAAUAUCACAUAAACAUGAUUUGAAAGAAAGGGUUGCCUCAGAGGUCACAAAGGACCGUGCUCGUCAACAACGGAAAUAUCACUCCAAACGAGGUGCUCAGAGAGUUGGGGGCCGUCAGAAAGGAAGUAAAGCGAAGAUGGAUACGAGGGUGAAGGUCGAUCAGAGUGGAGUUUGGGAGUGAGAGUCUCCUGUUGUUCGUUCCACAUUAUGUGCAUGUAUCACCGGAUAGAUAUUGUAUCUUUGUUGUGUUGUGUAUUUUUGGAGUGUCACUGUGGUGCCGCAAUGUCUUGAUAUUUGCAUAC
Molecule: messenger RNA, 1853 nt
Organism: Somion occarium
Lineage: Eukaryota; Fungi; Basidiomycota; Agaricomycetes; Polyporales; Cerrenaceae
Source: the annotation of a GenBank genome assembly